Molecule: messenger RNA, 948 nt
Organism: Auanema sp. JU1783
Lineage: Eukaryota; Metazoa; Nematoda; Chromadorea; Rhabditida; Rhabditidae
Source: the annotation of a GenBank genome assembly
AUGAAUCUUAGAAAAUAUAUGGAAGCUACUAAAAGUUUCUUUUUCCCACAUAUAGCAGAUGAUAUUUCAAUCAUAGUGGAUGAAGUGGUGAAACGUCUGAAAUAUUCAUUCAAACCUUCAGCUGCCUUGAUGGCUGAGAAAAGUGCAGAGGAGAGAAACGUCCUGCUCAUGCUUCAAAUCCAAUACUUAAUAUGGACUGUUUCAUUUGAAACCAAAAGUAAACCAGUAAGGAGUGAGGAGAACCACGCUGCAUUCCAACUUCUAAGUACCUUGUCGAUUUUAUAUCCUAAAUUCCGAGAGCCUUGUCCUUAUUCUGUGCCAGGAUCCAUCUUCAAGACCCUCGCUCCAAAACAAUUCUGCGAAACAGCGAACUACGUAGCCGUGAGACAGAAACUUAGGACAGGCUUGAACUGUCAGAUCAUGGGUUUGAAUGAACAUGGCAAUGUGGGAGUAUACAUACGUCGUUUACGAUCGGUAGUAUACAUAAACCAGCAUCUCCUGGAGAUGGAGAAAGAAAACCAUUCUGAGGAUUCAUGUCUUCCCUUCGUACUUGAACCUCUCCGAACAGCACAUCACUUUCAAAAAAACCUGGCUAGGGUUACUUGCGCUUUGUAUUUCUGCCAGCAUUGCUGUUCAGCGAUGUUGUACUGCCUGGGGAAAUCAUGCUUAUGGAGAACAAGUGAGGAGAGUCUUUUCGUUAAACAUCUAGCUCAGACAUUUCAGUACAUCGUUAAACCUACGAGCUCGGAAAACACUAACGAAUCAGCUAUUUUCUGUCGAGACAGAUUCAGUUUCUCUCCUUCAUCUAAUGAAGUAGAUGAUUUGGUUAACAAGCUAUUUACAUUUCAAAAUGUUAUAGAUCUAAGUGAGUACCUUAAGACUCCGAAUUGGAUUAUUGAAGAUAUCAACAAUAACGGAGGAAUCAAUCCUUUUCUUGUUGAAUUAUAA